This is a messenger RNA of Callithrix jacchus (white-tufted-ear marmoset), 3701 nucleotides long. It is a transcript of the gene NDRG4, whose product is annotated as NDRG family member 4. NCBI's taxonomy places the organism in Eukaryota, Metazoa, Chordata, Mammalia, Primates, Cebidae. The record is from RefSeq and is a predicted model, not a curated record.
UCUCGCCCGCAUCUCCGCGGUGAGUCGGCGGCGCCCUCGCCUCUGAGCCUGGGGCCAGCUCCCCUCGCCACCCGGGCUGCCGCGCGCGUCUCCGCCCCAGCCCAGCCCAGCCCCGCGCACAGCCCCAUCCCCGUAAGCCCAGCACCGACUCGCUCCCUCCACAUUUCUCCUGCGUGGGGGCGACGCCCCCUCCUCCCGGCGCUCCCCGCUCUCCCUCCUUGCCUUUCCGGCCCCGCUGGGGACCCCCAACCGCCGCCCGUGCCCCCCAACCGCGACGCCCGGGGACGGCAGGUCCUCUUUGUUCAGGUGGCGGGCACGGAGGACCCCCCUCCCGCGGUGUCACCGCACCCCCCACCCCGCGCCCUCCCUCCGCCUCCUGGAGUUCACCCGGACCAGGUGGCGGCAGGCGCCUUUUGGGGGUGCGCGGCCGUGCAAUUGGUGGAUUUUUUUAAAACUGUUUUGGAGGGGGGAGCGCGGUGUAGGGGGCGGGAGAGCGCUUCUGGCUGCAAGCUGCUCCUCCCGCUUCGCUCCGCGCUCUCCCGCCGCUCAGCUUAGGGUCUCCCGCGUUCCUCUCCCCGGCUCGGCAGAGCGCGCUGCCCUGACGCCGGGCGCCGAGAUGAAGGUGCUGGGACACCGGUUGGAGCUGCUCACAGGCCUCCUGCUCCACGACGUGACCAUGGCCGGACUGCAGGAGCUGCGAUUCCCCGAGGAGAAGCCGCUGCUGCGGGGCCAGGAUGCCACCGAGCUGGAGAGCUCUGAUGCCUUCCUCUUGGCUGCAGACACAGAUUGGAAGGAACAUGACAUCGAGACGCCCUACGGCCUUCUACACGUGGUGAUCCGGGGCUCCCCCAAGGGGAACCGCCCAGCCAUCCUCACCUACCACGAUGUGGGCCUCAACCACAAGCUAUGCUUCAACACCUUCUUCAACUUCGAGGACAUGCAGGAGAUCACCAAGCACUUUGUGGUGUGUCAUGUGGAUGCCCCUGGACAGCAGGUGGGGGCGUCGCAGUUUCCUCAGGGGUACCAGUUCCCCUCCAUGGAGCAGCUGGCUGCCAUGCUCCCCAGCGUGGUGCAGCAUUUCGGGUUCAAGUACGUGAUUGGCAUCGGAGUGGGCGCCGGAGCCUAUGUGCUGGCCAAGUUUGCACUCAUCUUCCCCGACCUGGUGGAGGGGCUGGUGCUGGUGAACAUCGACCCCAACGGCAAAGGCUGGAUAGACUGGGCUGCCACCAAGCUCUCCGGCCUGACCAGCACUUUACCUGACACGGUGCUCUCUCACCUCUUCAGUCAGGAGGAGCUGGUGAACAACACAGAGUUGGUGCAGAGCUACCGGCAGCAGAUUGGGAACGUGGUGAACCAGGCCAACCUGCAGCUCUUCUGGAAUAUGUACAACAGCCGCAGAGACCUGGACAUCAACCGGCCUGGAACGGUACCCAAUGCCAAGACGCUCCGCUGCCCCGUGAUGCUGGUGGUCGGGGAUAACGCACCCGCUGAGGAUGGGGUGGUGGAGUGCAAUUCCAAACUGGACCCAACCACCACAACCUUCCUGAAGAUGGCGGACUCCGGGGGGCUCCCCCAGGUCACACAGCCAGGGAAGCUGACUGAAGCCUUCAAAUACUUCCUGCAAGGCAUGGGCUACAUUGCGUACUUGAAGGACCGAAGGCUGAGUGGAGGAGCAGUGCCCUCGGCCAGCAUGACCCGCCUGGCACGCUCCCGCACCGCGUCCCUCACCAGUGCCAGCUCGGUGGAUGGCAGCCGCCCACAGGCCUGCACCCACUCAGAGAGCAGCGAGGGGCUGGGCCAGGUCAACCACACCAUGGAGGUGUCCUGUUGAAGCCCUCAGUCCAGCUGACGACACCCAACUGUCCGCCCGCCUCGAGGUCCCACUGCCAUCCUUGCGCCGGCUCAUGUUCCCUUUAGUUUAUUUUUGUGAGGGCAAAGGGGAGGAAAUGGGGUUACUUCUGUUUGGAAAAAAAAAUAAGGGGAUCUAUGUUAGAUGCUGUGGCGGAACAGACUCCAGAUGUUUUGAGGGGCUCACUCUUCCCCACCCUAUCUCACUCUCCAUGGUAACUUGGCCAAUUUGACCCCUCUCAUCCCACUCCCUGCAGCUCAGGCACAGGAGGGCAGGGCCACAGGGAGGGAGAUUGCUACGGAUCCAGGCCAUUCCUGGGUGAGCCCUUGGGCAGGCAGGUUUACAGAUGGCAGAGACUUUGAGAGGGUGGGUGCUUGGCCCACAGGGGCUGGGGGGCCAGCUCAGGCACUGGCGUGGGAGCCCUGGGAGGCCCCUUCCCCCGCCUUCCACCAAGCACACCUGUUUCUGUCUCAUAGCACAUGUGACAAUCAUCUGGACAAUAGCCACAAGGGGGCGCUCGGACCAGGCAGCCACUUUCCUGGUGCUCUCUGGGCCAGCUGGUGCUGUAGGGCCAGGCAGGCAGAGAUGUCAGGGGGUUUCUCUGCCCAAGGAAGACAGAACAUGGAGAACUGUGAGGGCAGGAACCCCACAGACUGUCCCUAACAGCCCACACUCUGCCGCCUCCUGGCCCUGUCCCAUUUCUGAGCCAAGGCCUCCCUGAGGCAGAAGUCACCUGGUCCUCUGUCCCCACAGUGACCUGAUGGGGUGAGAGAGGAGGAGAGAGCCUAUGUGUGGUGUGUGUACCCCUGAGAACUUCAUGGCGACUGCCUUGGGGAGCCCACAGGUGGCCAGAGGCAGGGGUAGCUGAGUUCCUGGAGACCCUUUUUUGCCCCCAGGUUCCCCAGAGGGCAAUGCCAUCAGUAGCAGUGUGGUGUUUCAGGCAGAGCUCUGGCCAGGCUGCGCUAGCGUGUCCUGUAAGCAUCAUUAAGGAAGAGAGAGUUUAUUUGGUCAACUGGCCCAAGGCAGCAAAGCUUCCACAGUCCCACCUCCGCAUAGUUUCCUCAGCUGGGGCUUGCUGGGGGUUGAAGGUUCUGGACAUUGAACACGGGCCAGGUAGAGUAGAAAGGCUUCCCCACACCCUAGCCCCCUCCUUCCACCUGAAGCCCAGGACUGUGCCAUAUGCUUUCCAUCCACCCACCUUACCCCAUAGAAUCUUGCUGCCCAGAAACCAGAGCCAUUUGUCUCGGACCCUAAAUCAAUGGUCACAAACCCCAAAACAGAAGAGGGGAGAGAGCGAUGAAAAAAUGAAGGGCUGAGAAGCGGGGAGGGUUGUGGCAGGUGUUCUGAGGCGGAGAGGACACCUAGAUGCAUAUUUCCUCUGCACACAUCACCCCCUUCUAUAAUCUGAAGCCAUGUCGAGCUCGGUGAUGUGUUAGUUUCUCCCCAUUUCUACCCCUUCACGUGCUUCCUCUGAAUACUGAAUGUGACUGUUUGAAAGCUGGUAGAAUUAAUCCCUCUUACUGUAGAUAGCACUGCAAAUCUUGGAUUUUGUUUUUUUUGCUGUGUUUUCAGAUGAGAUAUCUAUAAAUAUUCUAUACAGUGUGUGUGUGUGUGUGUGUGUGUGUGUGUGCGUGCGCGCGCGCAUUGGGUCCUCCCAUGUGUGGUGUUCCUUCGGAGUCUGUCCUUGGUCAAGGUGAACUUUUAAUGUUUAUUUUCUUCUCUGCACAAAGUGAAGAGCCUAUUUGUGUGUUCUGGUGGCUGCUGUCAUGAGAUGACAAAAUGUAAAACAAAACUCUAGUCAACGUAGAAAGAGUUAACUGUGCUGAAAAACUAAUAAAGAACCUAAGAAGAA